Messenger RNA from Ostrinia furnacalis (Asian corn borer), 6062 nucleotides. It is a transcript of the gene Gp210, whose product is annotated as nucleoporin 210. Lineage: Eukaryota; Metazoa; Arthropoda; Insecta; Lepidoptera; Crambidae. The record is from RefSeq and is a predicted model, not a curated record. The coding region runs from base 107 to 5239 and encodes 1710 amino acids. The transcript is spliced from 28 exons.
GUCAAACAUUUCAAUUCGAAAUUCAGCGAGUUGUUGCGUUUUUAGGUUAUAUUUGGUUGAAUAGCAAAUUAAAGUUGUUUUUCCUAUGUAAUUACUCAAAUUAACAAUGGCAUUUACGGUGGAAAGGGUGGUUUUUGCUUUUGCAUUGUGUUUAUGUAUGUGCCCAUGUGAAAGCGCCAAAAUAAACACACCGCGAGUUCUCUUGCCGUGGUUUGAUAAUUUGAAUGUUAAUUUUACUUUUGAGAUCAUCGAGGGGGGUUGUUAUACCUGGAGUUUGUCUCGCGAUGACAUCAUAGAUCUUGAACCUUUGUACGAAGAUGGAUGUUCGCGGGCUGCGCGUGUUACUGUGUCCAAGAGAUGCGUCGCGCCUGGCACGGUCAUUAUCCUGGCCGAGGAAAUCCACACUGGCGAGCUACUUCGUGGUGAUGUGGAUGUUGAUAAAAUCCAUUCUUUAAAAGUUAUGAGUACAACUAUGAAAUUGUAUUUGGAAGAGGCUCCUGAGGCAUUUGAAGUCAUAGCUUAUGAUGACAAAGGUAACAGAUUCUCUAGUUUGGAUGGAGUCAGUUUCACUUGGACUAUAGAGAAUGUAGGCAGCACCGCUGGAGAGGACAAUAUUGUGACUCUCGUCCGCUGGCGCGACACAGAUUACGAAGCGCCGCGCGGCAUCACAGAACUAGAGGCAGUUGGGCUCCGCGCCUAUAUCGUCCUGCUCUAUGGUCAGGCAAUGGGAGACGCGCGCGGGACCGUCUGCUUGGACGACAUAUGUACCGACUUCCAUUUGCAAGUGGUGGCCAGUGUUGUAUUGACUCCUGCUACAGCUUACAUCGCGCCUGGAGAUACGAUACGAUACAAGGUCGUAAGAAUGCGUGCCGGCCGUCUAACAGUUCAAGACGUCGGCGAUACUCUAUACAACAUGAUUGUUCCCGAUACAGGACUGGCAUAUUUAGAGGACAAAAUCAGCCUGGUCCGAGGAACCGAGGUCGGAAGCACCACUGUCACCUUGAUGUCUGGGUCUACAGAAGUGACCACUGCAACUUUAACGAUCGCUGAACCUCACAGCAUACGAGUGUCUUUACGACCGUCAAAACUUCUUAUAAGAGGAGAGGAUUUUGUCAUCCACUGCGUUGUAUUAGACAGAGACGGCCAUACUUUGUUCGCGGGACAAGAAACACUGAUUCGUUUGUCAGUGAACGGUGAAGCCAAUGUGGAAUUGCUCAGAUCUACGGAGAAUGGAACGAUUACCGACGCGGUCGCGCUUGAUGCCGGCCAGUUUAAAGUAACCGCUAAGCUGCAUUCGAUUGCAGGGAAGUUAUUGCAUAAGAAGGUUGAAGGAACUGUGACUGGAGUUGCUGUGGAUCCUUUGCAGAUAGUUCCACCGGAACUCUUUGUGGCUUGGACUGACACUAUUCAAGAGGUACCGCUAAAACACAUCGGCGGCGGUAACGAGUCAGUCAUUUGGUCGGUGAGCGAGAAGGCGACAACGAAUGCCAUCUCGCUCACACCCGCUGGCGUUGUGAGCGUCCGCGGCGAAGGCGAGCUCGAAGUUAAAGUGCAGUUGAAAAACUACCCGCACGUUCGUGCUUUUGGAAAAGUUUGGUCCAUCCCGCCCGAGUUGGUCCAAGUGUCCAGUUCUGGGCACGCGCGUGUGGGACGCCCGCACCAGCUACACAUAGCCCUGACGGCCACACACCCUGUUACUGGGGAAUACUAUAACUACCAUAGGUGCAACUGCGGGUCAUUCGCGGUGUCUCUUCUGGAAGGCCCCGAACCACAUAAUGUGACAUCCGCACAAUGGGUUGAGCCGGCAGAUGGUGCUUGCUGCGUGCUAGAGUGCGUAUACACAACGCGUGGUGUAUCCACGAUUCGCGUGUCCCGAGGCCGUGCAGGCGACACGACACGGGUUGCAGUGCGCGCUGCGCCUGCGUUGCUGUGGCCACACGCUGCCGCCGCGUUAGUUGGUGCUACUUUACCUGUGUUAGCAGAAGGCGAAGCCCUGGUCCCUCAGUCGAGCGAGCCCCGCAUAGUAGAGCUGUCGGGCCGCGAUGGACCGACGCCUCACCGCUACCCGGAUAUACAGCUGUUCACUCUGAAGUGCCGCAGGAAAGGCGACUCUCGCUUGGAGCUGGUUUCCCUCGCGGACGACGAGCGGGAAUCAGCAGACUUUGAAGCCGCGUGCGCGCCUUUCGUUUCGCGCGUACGACUCGAACCGUCCGAUACGCCCGGCAACUGUACUGGGGGACCUAGAGUAUGGCUGCGACCAGGGCACGAAGUGACAGUACGAGUGGUACUGCUAGACGCAAUCGGCAGGGAGUUGCUAGACGAGCGCGGGCCCAAAGCGACGUGGGAUCUUGAACCUCACCACCCGGGCAUAGAGUACAAAUCCACUGAUAGACUGCUUGUUGAAACUCACCCUGAUUAUGCGCCCGUGCCAGUGCCGUACAAGUAUUAUCAGUCGGUAGUCGCCGACGAGCAAGCCAUCGGUUGGACGGGCGCGCUCAAAAUAAGCAUCCCAGAAGCGACCGCCAGCAUCCAGGCUAGAGUGGUUGGACCGCUCAAGUGUGACCCGUUGAAGGUCAACGUAGCGUGGGAAGGAGAGACAGUAAACAACGUCAUUCUAGUGUCAGGCGGUAGCGGCCGUUACGCUGUGGACGCCCCGAAAGGAGUCUCAGCCACGGUGCUAGACGGGGCGUUGAGUGUCAACGUGCCCGGGCCCGGGUCAUACGAUCUGUUGAUAACGGACCUGUGUGUGCAGGGAGAGAAACAGUUCGUUGAGGUUCACGUAGAAGAAAUCCUCAGCGUAGAGGUAUCAACUUCACGAGCAGUUUGCGUCGGAGGCUGCGUGCCAAUUACCGCUCUAGUGAAGGGCGUGUCCCACCGAUACCUUACCACAAGCCACGCCCCCGAGUGGCGAGUGAGCGGCGACGUGCUAGUGAGAGACGGCACGAUCUGUGGGCUUAAAGAGGGAACAGGAAGGGUGCGAGCGUCUUUGGGCGGCGUGUGGAGUCCUGAAGUUGAGGUCCUAGUAUUCCCGCCUCUCCGUAUUAUUCCUGACACUGCACGACUGCCGCCCGGCGCCCGCCUACAGCUUCGUCACCAGGGCGGGCCGCCCGCCCAUCUUGCCUCGCUGCAUUACAGGGCCGUGGCCAAGCAUAAGUACAUUGAGGUGUCAUCAUCGGGCGCGGUCCAUGGCUUGUCUACGGGCACUGGUCGGGUGCGGCUCGUCGCCACGGAUAUCGCUCACGUGGAAAUGGCCAGUGCUGAGGCCGAAGUGGAGGUGAUCCCGAUAUCCGGUCUUCGAGUCCGCGCGGCGACCCAGAGUCUCUUAGUCGGGUCUCCAGGCCCCAUAUGGGUGGAAGCAAAUGGACUACCAGCUUCGGCGCUAGCGUCGCUGAUGCCGCUGCCCCGCCUCACGUGGUCUGUGCGGGACCCUACUUCUGCGAGGCUGUAUACUACACAUGCUGACGAUUUGCUGGAAAGAUCCGUGGCUGAGGGUCUGUCAGUUCGCGUUGUGCCUCUGAAACCAGGAGUCAUCACCAUCGACGUCAGAGUGCGGAAUAUGGGACAGGCAGCAGAAACAAGAUCCUGGGACAGUACCAUCGAGAUCCUCGGCAUAUCCGACAUUCGGGCUUCAGUAGAAGGUCUACCCAAAGAGCUGUCUUCAUCCGAACGCCUUGCAGUGGCUGUCGGCUCCACAUUGCGUCUCAAGUCCUUGCCAAGAGGCAAUUGGAACGCGUACCAAGAUGGCGCAUUUGAAAUCAGUGCCAAUGGGGAGUUGAAGGCUCUGAAACCUGGACACGGUGUUAUAGUGGCUCAGCAUAAGGAUGAGAGGAACAAUAUUUACAGAGAAACUGUCAUUCACGUAGAAGUAGCGAUACCCCACUACUGCACUGCGGAGCCGGCGGGAGACGCAGACGAAGUUGCAGUACGAUUGGUGAUGCGGAACUCUUUAGGACGCGAGCUAAUCGCGCCUCUCGCUAACGUCACAGCCUUAGCUCCGACGCUCGCUCACGUCAGGCGAGCGGCUGAUAGUGCCCUCGGCAACGAACUCCUCAUCACGCACUUGGAACCGGCGGGUGCCUUCGCGGCGUUCCAGGGUUCUGCGGGAGGCGUGACCGUCAAAGACGAAGUGUGGCUCGCUGGGAACGAAGCUCACCCAUCCAGGACUCUUGCGACCGGCGGCUGGGCGAUCUGCCUAGAAGGCGUGGGUUGGCGUGCGCCACCAGGCGUGAAUCUAUACGCCGGUAGCGGCGUGUCACUCGCAUUACUGUCUCGGGACCACGCCGCUAAGCAUGCCCUGCGGCUUGACAGGCCGCCGCUUACGGCUACUGUGCAACAGAUACCCUUUGACAAGAUGGAGUUCAUGCCGGGUGACUGGCCGUCAUCAAUGGUACCGCUCACGAUCGAAGCCUCGCUACUGAGUGGCGGUCCUUUACUCUGUUCAGAAGAACAAAGAUACGCCGUGGAUGGAGUCGAGGUGGACUUGCCUUAUGCGUGCCGGACCAAGGCGCCGCAUAUGGCUAAACCUGUGCUAGACAUUAUCAAUGGUCAACUCGGCUGCUCUAUCAUCCCAGCAGCGCCAAUCACAGAUGCGUCCGAAGUGGAGUUGUGCGCCGAAUGGGGCGUCGCCAGAACUUGCACCAAAGUCCUACUGCUCCCCCAAAUAUCCGUCUCCCAUUCCAAAGUCUCCCUCCUCAAACCCCCCACCACUUUCGCCGUCACCGGUCAUCCCCGAGCGCUGAAACUAGUCAAACUCACAACAUCACCUGGCUUGAAACUGGAUAUAACACACAAAGAUACAGAAAUCUUCGUUGUUGUCAAAAACGAAGCGUCUACUUGUGGCGUGGGCCUUGUCAACGUCAAAUCGAAGUUGACAGCGCAAGAGAUUCAGGUGGAGGUGGAGAGAGAAUGUGACGUCACCUGUGGGACUCUUUUGGGAGCGCUAUUCUCGAUACUGAUGCCGUAUUUGCCCUCUUUGAUGACCGUCGCUGCUAUUGCUGUGGCGUAUAUGUAUAUUCAAGCAAGACUGCAAAGAAAAUCACCGAUCCGGUUACCAAUGGAGCCGGUGCAAACCGUUCUGCCGGCCGAGACGACGCCCACGUUCAAUCGUUCCAGAACGUUCUCAAGAAGCCCAUUCGCGUCCAACGGGCCGUCAUCACCAGUUUACGGAGACGCGAGUAUGCUGCCACCAGAUAGCAGCUUCUCACCAAAUUCCACCAGAGUGCACUCGAGGUUUCUCUAACACAUUGUAACCGAAUUUGACGUGACUACACAUGUGACAAAAAGUGGUGAAGUGUAGAAUUAAAAUCAAACUGUGCUACUAGAAAUUUCUAGUUUAUGUCUGAAACAAUUUGAAGCAAAAAGCUGCUGAAAAGGCUUUGAAGCUUGUGUCCAAGAUCAGGGCCCCGAUUGCGCUAAAUAUUUUGACAAAUCGUAUCGUAUCACGGUGUCGUUUUGACAGCUACAAACGAAGUUGUAACGUAAACGAAGCGCAACUGCGCCUUUGAGUAAAAGCUGACAGAAAGCUAGCGUGUGAGAAAAAUCUCACACGCUAGUCAAACAAUUGCUGUGUUUUAGUUUAAGACUAAGGUGUUCGGACUUGUAAUGAAAAGUGCAUAAAUUCGUUAUUUCGUCUUUGUUUACGCGUGAACUUUAUCGCGAUACCGAAAUGUAGGUAUAUUAGCUGGAAUGAAAAUGGGGUGUGACUGGAAUUGAAACGCGAACGAAUUGGAGACAUUAGAAAUUAGCGCAAUCGGGGCGCAAGAAUGCGCUGAGAUGAGUUUAAAGGUUAAUUUUACUGCAUUAGUACUGUUACGCGACUUUAUGUCAACAUUUGGGUUCCAGUUUGCAUAAGGUCUUGUAUGGUCGUAACAAAUGUUUCCCUCUUAGUAUACUUUUUUUAUAUUACCUUUAUUGCUAUCCUAUUCUUAGGCCCCUAAUAGAUUAAAGACUGAUUGUUUCAAUUUCAAUAUUCAGACCAAUCACAAGCUUUGCAAUCUUUGCUUCAAUUUGGAUCGAAAAAUGCGAGCCUAAGUGUAUGCCUACAGUUGAGUAGCUACGUUUUA